Aspergillus pseudotamarii is the source of this 1414-nucleotide messenger RNA. RefSeq names its product major facilitator superfamily domain-containing protein. Gene Ontology annotation, biological process: transmembrane transport. The transcript has a single exon. Gene Ontology annotation, molecular function: transmembrane transporter activity. NCBI's taxonomy places the organism in Eukaryota, Fungi, Ascomycota, Eurotiomycetes, Eurotiales, Aspergillaceae. The record is from RefSeq and is a predicted model, not a curated record. The coding region runs from base 4 to 1254 and encodes 416 amino acids.
GGCAUGUACAAUGCUCUCACUGGAAUGGGAGGCUCUGGCCAGGUAGACGGUACUGUUGCUGCGAAUUCGAAUGUCGCGACUCAUGCAUGCACGGCUGGCGCGGCCCUGGUGCUAGUGGGCGCAUUCUACAAAUACCUUGGUCCUCGAUUAUCUCUUCUUAUCGGAGGAUGGACCUAUGCUUUAUAUGCAGGGUCCUUACUGCACUUCAACAGAACGGCAAACGGUGCAUUUGUAAUUGCAGCUGGUGCGAUUCUCGGUCUUGGUGCCGCUUUCUUUUGGGUGGCCCAAGGUACGAUCAUGGUUACCUAUACCAAUGACAACACCCGUGGACGAGCCAUCGCUCUCUUUUGGGUUGUUUUCAACCUCGGAGGAGCUAUAGGCUCUCUUGCCAGUUUCGGGUUGAACUACCACUCCAAAUCUGGCACUGUGACCGACUCCACCUACAUUGCCUAUAUCGUUGUUAUGCUGUUUGGGUGGGCUCUAUCGGUGUUUGUGUGCUCGACGGAGUCACUGUCUCGUAAAUACCACGGCAGUAGGAUCUCACAGGACUCAAAGACCCUCAACUGGUCCAACCUCAAGCGUUCGAUUAUGCAGACAGUCAAGAUUGUCUUCGACUGGAGGGUUAUGUGUCUGUACCCCAUGUUCUACAAUGCCAAUGUGUUCUAUUCAUACCAGCAGAAUACCGUGAACGGCAAGACCUUCAACCUGCGCACACGCUCGCUCAAUGGCGCAUUGUACUGGAUCGCUCAAAUGGUGGGAGGGCUUCUGAUGGGCUCUGUCCUAGAUCUCAAGGGGAUCAACCGCCGAGCCCGAGCAUGGAUUGGCUGGGCAGUAUUAUUUGUCACAGGGAUGGCAAUCUGGGGAGGAGGCUACAAGUUUCAAGUCUGGAAUGACCAGCAUAUGCAGCUCGGCUUCAAACAGGACAUUGACUACAAAGCUGGUAGUCAAUAUCUCGGCCCGAUGUUCUUGUACUUUUUCUACGGCGCCUAUGACUCGUUUUGGCAAUCGUAUUGCUACUGGAUUAUCGGGGCGCAGUCCCAGAAUCCUGUAGUCAAUGCCGUGAUUGUUGGCACUUACUCUGCUCUUAAGCCUGCGGGGGGAGCCAUGGCUUGGCGAAUCAAUGCGAACAAGCUCAAUGCCAUGUCCGAAUUUGCUAUGAAUUGGGGACUUUGCAUUGGUAGCCUUUUGGUGGCAGUUCCCGCCGUGUUGACGCUAAGAAAGGGGAAAGAAAAUGCGGAAACAGACCACUGUUGAACCGGUAGUAACUAAUGGCUAUAGGCCAGAAGGCGCUUCUGAUGAGUGAAGGACUUAUGAACAAGAUAUGGUUUCCCGCCGGUAAUUUUUGACAAUGUUAUUGGUCCUAUUGGCCGAGAGAAUCUGUAUGCGGGGAUUCAGUGGAUGCUCGUGCCUUCAU